Messenger RNA from Manduca sexta (tobacco hornworm), 2610 nucleotides. Its product is annotated as protein nubbin. The record is from RefSeq and is a predicted model, not a curated record. Gene Ontology annotation, molecular function: RNA polymerase II cis-regulatory region sequence-specific DNA binding; DNA-binding transcription factor activity, RNA polymerase II-specific. The transcript has 10 exons. Gene Ontology annotation, biological process: regulation of transcription by RNA polymerase II. The coding region runs from base 777 to 2243 and encodes 488 amino acids. NCBI's taxonomy places the organism in Eukaryota, Metazoa, Arthropoda, Insecta, Lepidoptera, Sphingidae.
UGUCCGAGGCAUGUUCUCUUUCGCCGUGUUUGCUUUCGAUAACUUUCUGUUAACUGUGAUAUCGACGAGUUAUCGUUAGCAAACAUCGCGUAUCUUAGAAUGAGUGUAGAACGUAAACUGUCGCGACUCGCGUCGGUAAUACCUGUGCCUUUAUUCUCUAUUUUCAUUUUUGUCCAUUUUCUGAUUCAUUGUUUAUUAAUAUUUUUUAUUUAGUGUGUAAUACAUUUUCUUAAUUCUGCUCCUUAAGAUUUGUUGACUUCAAUAUGUAAAUUUCCUUAUACUUAUCCCGUAAAGAGUAGGUCCACAGGCUGUAAUCUAAGUUUACCGACCUCUUUAGGAACAUCUGAUGUGCCCGGGUAGCAAAAGUUCUAAAUCAAUUGGCAUUUAGGAUUAUGGAUCAAACCUAGAACCAUCCAUUGGUCUUAUUUCCCCGUCCUAGAGUUAUCAAGGAACCUUGUCGCCAUUACCCUGAGGCGUCGAUGAAUAUGUGUUAUCUACACGGGUCGGCGCUGGCGAGUGCGGUGGCGGUGAGGGUACUGUGGCGCGACAGUUUACGUGUUGGGCGCGCGGACACUCGAGGAUGUGCCUCACUACUUCAUUAACUCCUCACUCGAAUUCAUUGUAGAUUCGUUUGUUUACUGCGGGUAUUUUCAACACAGCCUUGGCUCGCUUGAACCGUUGACCGUGUUGUGAGUGCGUCUGUUAGUUUGACUGUAGCCGUGACUGAGACAGUGUUGUGACAGUGCUCGUUAGUGCUCGAGGUUUCCUCCGACGACAUGGAUUUGAGUCAGCGGCGGCGCGAGCCGACGUCUUGGUUGGUGUACCCGGAGUCGCGGCUGCAGCGGCUGCUGGCGAACGCGUGCUCGCCGCGCCCGCGCCAGCACCGCGCCGCGCCCGCGCGACCCACCGUCAUCGCCGUGUCCGGCCGCGCUGACGUCACCAGCUUCUUCAACACGCAGAUGGUGUUCGACCUUAACGAAGAGUCGGGGGAACUCAUCAAGUCCCCUUCCCCGCCGCCCAGUCACGAUGGUUCAGCGAGCGGCGAGGGCGACAUCAGCGGCGACGAGCGGCCCCCCUCCCCGCCGCGCGCGCCCUCCGCGCCGCUGCCGCACCCCGCGCACCCCGCGCACCCCUCACACCCCGCGCCGCACCACGCGCCGCACUCGGCCGCCAGCGCCGCCGCCGCCACCGCCGCCGUCCUCAACGCGGCCGGUGCCGGUAGUGCGCUUGCGCAGUUGCAGCACCUCCUGCUGACCCAGCACGGCGCGCACUCGCUGUUGCUGCACACACAGGUGCAGCAGGCGGUGGCGCAGGCGGCCGCCCAGCAGCUACAGCAGCUGCAGGCGCGCGCCAGCGCCGUGCCGCCCUCCACCACAGAGGGCCGCUCGCCGUCGCCGCGCCGCACGCCGCCGGGCGCGGGCGCGUUCCUGACGCCGCACACGCCGGGCUCGGGGCGCGCGCGCUCGCCGCUGCUGCCGCAUGCGCAUGCGCACACGCCGCUGCACGCGCACGCGCACAAGCCGCGCGCGCUCGAGCCCGCCGUCGACGACACCGCCGACCUCGAGGAGCUCGAACACUUCGCCAAGACCUUCAAGCAGCGCCGCAUCAAGCUCGGGUUCACACAGGGUGACGUCGGCCUCGCCAUGGGCAAGCUGUACGGCAACGACUUCUCACAGACGACGAUCUCGCGCUUCGAAGCGCUCAACCUGAGCUUCAAGAACAUGUGCAAGCUGAAGCCGCUGCUGCAGAAGUGGCUGGAGGACGCCGACUCGUCGCUGGCGGGCGGCGGCGGCGGCGGCGGCGGCGGUGCGGGGCUCGGCGCGGGGCUCGCCGAGGCGGUCGGCCGCCGCCGCAAGAAGCGCACCUCCAUCGAGUCGGGCGUGCGCGUCGCCCUCGAGAAGGCCUUCCUGCACAACCCCAAGCCCACCAGCGAGGAGAUCGCCGCGCUCGCCGACUCGCUCUGCAUGGAGAAGGAGGUCGUGCGCGUGUGGUUCUGCAACAGGCGACAGAAGGAGAAGCGGAUCAACCCGCCGGCGGGCGAGGGCAUGGCGGGCUGCGCGGGCGGCGCGGGGGCGGCCGGGGCGGCGGGGGUGGCGGGGGUGGCGGGCGCGCUGCUGCCGGCGCUCGCGCACGCGCAGUCGCACGCGCUGCACGCGCACGCGCACGCGCACCCGCACGCCCACACGCACGCGCACGCGCUGCAGCCGCUGGCGCUGCUGGCCCGCGCGCCGCCGCGCGACUGACGGCCGCGCCGCGUCGCCUGCACACAUAUCCAGAUGUAAAUAGGCCGGGUCCGUCCCGGCGCCGUGUAUAUACGUGUACAUGCGGGCCGCGGCCCGAACACUUUAGCAUUAGGUUUAUCAUAAUAAUAUUAAUAUGUGAAUUUUAUUUAUGUCCCCGAGGCGGGCGGCGAGGCGGCGGCGCGCGCGGGGCGCGGGGGGUCGCGGGGGUCACGGGGGUCGCGGGGGUCGCGGCGGGCCCCUCCCCGCCCCGCGCGCACCGCCCCCCUGUACAGAGCUCAUAUCAGUUAGCGCUCGACGCGUACAUAUGUAUGUAAGGUGGAUGUGUAGAAAAGUAUCUGUAUGUUAUAAUAAAAGUUGAUAGACAUCA